Messenger RNA from Toxorhynchites rutilus septentrionalis, 4030 nucleotides. RefSeq names its product LIM domain-binding protein 2 (gene Chi). The coding region runs from base 1528 to 3417 and encodes 629 amino acids. The record is from RefSeq and is a predicted model, not a curated record. NCBI's taxonomy places the organism in Eukaryota, Metazoa, Arthropoda, Insecta, Diptera, Culicidae. Gene Ontology annotation, cellular component: nucleus; transcription regulator complex. Gene Ontology annotation, molecular function: LIM domain binding. Gene Ontology annotation, biological process: negative regulation of transcription by RNA polymerase II; nervous system development; positive regulation of transcription by RNA polymerase II. The transcript is spliced from 12 exons.
AUACAUUAUAUUUUAAAAUGGCCGUCUGCCAUGGUCACGACGGAUAGCGAGCGAUAGUGUGUUGUGCGUAGUGUAUUCGUGAAAAAAGUGUGUUUGAUGGCGUGUAUGCCCUUGUCGGUUAAUGUGAAGCGUAGCCGUGUCUGAUAACGGAGAAAAUUUGUGCAUUUCGGUGACGGAAGCACUGCAAAUAAGUGCAUAAAUAUCCGCCGGAAGCGCUGCAUGGAUGUUUGUGUAUGUUCAUCGGCAGAAAAUCAUCACUGAAUGCGAGGAGAAGAUCCUCGCGGCGUACUCUCAAUCGGCCGCCCGCGUCAUCGUUCCGAGUGCCGUCGGAAACCCACCUAAAUAUUGAACAAAUAGUGUAAAGUGUCGUGCGUGAAGAAUAUGCGAUAAACACAGGAUGGAAAAACACACAAGUCGGAAGGACGAGAUCGUCUCCUGAAGUGCUUGCUGCUUUCGCAAACACAAACACCAGCGCAAGCAUCGAUAGAGUCAAGUGGAAAUCCUGUCGCGCUGCUAUAGCAACAAAUCGCUCAGGUGGAAAAUUGUCCCCUCAACCGAGCGGAAUGAUUUUUGUCAAGUGAUGAAGAGAAGUACCAGCGAAUGGGGCCGAGACGGUAGAAAUACUAUCAGUGGAACCGAGUGAACGUGGAAUGAACAAAAAUUACCUACACACAUCUUUAGCGCAGCAACACCACACAACACUAUUUAGCCAGAAUCAAUAAUUCCUCGAAUGAAGAAGAGAAAGAGUGCAAUAAUAUCAAAUUUGUAGAAUCAAACAUAGGCCAAGCCAAAUGAAAACAGUCAAACUUGGAUUUAUACGGCGGUAGUGAUAGUAAACGAGGAAACUCAACGCGGUGCCGAAGUUGCAAAGCAGAAGAAGGCUUACCGUUUUGUGUGGAGGGUAAAAAUAAAAGUGAAGAGAGAAGUAAUUGAAGCAUACAGAGUGUAUAAAGAUACAAAAAAAGAGAUCAUCUUGUGUUUCUCUGCUUUGCUUAUUUUUGUGUUAUUUUUGGGGGCUGUACAGUUAAUUAGUGUAUAAAGAUGAACGGGAAUGUGGUGAGGUGUUUCUACUGCUACAAUAUCAACUAUCGCUACUGUUGCUACAACUACUUGAACUGUGCUUGCCGCGUUUCUUCGUCUCCAUCAUUUCGCCAUUCCAGAGGAGGAGUCAUCAUCUGUGGCUCUUCGUAGGAUUCACCAUCGACCUCCGGAGCACAUACUUACUAACAGCAGACAACGUAACCACAACAACAACAACACGCAUCACAAGAGACACUAACUGUAAAAAGAAACCCAGCGAAAAGCUUUGAAAGACGCGAAACAAAACUUCGCUGUCGAAGUCGUCCCCCCGAAAAUAUUCCCAUUUAGAAUAUGAUAGAUCUUGAGGGAGCCUCCGCUAAAGGGCGUUCUUUGAAAGGGCUCCAGCAAAGAUAACUACUACUCAGCACAAGUCAGCGUUAAGCUGAACACUGUCAGUGGCCAAAUAACUGGAAGAAAGAUACGAAUUACCGCCCCGUCUGCAGCCAAAUGAUGUCCCCUGGAAGAGGUUUAAGUCGACGGGGAGUGAAUGCAGGACCGCCACUGAGCUUGCCAUCUACACUGGAGGACUCUACGAAUAACUGGAAAGGUACACCCUCGGGCCCCGCCGAUCCGUCACAGCAAGCCGGUGGACCCGGAGGAGCGGGUGGUCCCGGGGGUGGUGGACCCGGCGGAGGUGGAGGUCCCGGAGGCCAGGGUGGAGGCGUCAACAAUUUUGGUGGUCCUGGAGGAGGAAACAAUUUCGGUGGGCCCGUAUUUCCUGCCGCCGGUCAGGGUUCUCCCGCGGGAGGAUCCUCGGCCAACAACUAUCAAAACGUACCACCCGGGACAGGUUCCAAUACUCCUCAGUAUACGGCAUCACCUGCACCGUCGGGAUCUAGCACACCGGGUCCCGGUCCGCCACAAAACGUAGGUUCUGGUUUCCCACCACCAAACUCCGGGGCAGGCGGUCCCGGUCCGUACAAUGGGCCAGGGGGAGGUGGUCCGGUCGCCGGAGGACCCUUCGGCUCACCGUCCGCCAAUGGUCCACAAUUUGGCCGACCGGGUAGUUCCGGUUCUGCCUUUGGCAGUGGACCUCAUUUUACGUCACCAGGUGGCCCGGGUAGUUUCGGUGGGCCACAGUUUGGUCUACCUCCUGGGUCGCCCUUCGGCCACGGGCCCAAUGGUCCGAAUAUGGGUGGACCUAUGAAUCAAGCACACAUGAUGAGCGGUCCACAGCCGGUCGAACGGAUGGAUCAGAGUCAAUUGAACGUUCCCAGAAGGCAUGCAUACUUCGGACAACCUGACUAUAGAAUAUAUGAAUUAAAUAAGCGAUUACAGCAAAGAACUGAAAUUCGUCAAUUACAGGAAAGUGAUAAUUGUUGGUGGGAUUCAUUUGCGAAUGAAUUCUUCGAAGACGAUGCUACCCUAACACUAACAUUUUGUUUGGAAGAUGGACCAAAAAGAUAUACUAUAGGACGCACAUUAAUUCCUCGUUAUUUUCGAAGUAUCUUCGAAGGCGGUGUGACGGAACUCUAUUUCAACCUGAGACACUCGAAAGAAUCGUUUCAUAAUACAUCCAUUACGCUAGACUGCGACCAGUGCACAAUGGAAACGUUACAUGGAAAACCAAUGUACACCAAGGUCAUCACUGAGGGGCGCCUGAUACUGGAGUUCACCUUCGACGAUCUGAUGCGGAUAAAGUCGUGGCAUUUUGCGGUGCGUGCGCACCGGGAGCUGAUACCACGCUCGGUGGUCGCAAUGCACACCCAGCAGCCGGAUCCAACAAUGUUGGAGCAGCUCACGAAAAAUAUCACCCGGCAAGGAAUUACCAACUCGACACUAAAUUAUCUGCGCCUCUGUGUGAUAUUAGAACCGAUGCAGGAAUUAAUGUCCAGACAUAAAGCAUACGCCCUAAGUCCGCGAGAUUGUCUGAAGACGACGCUGUUUCAGAAGUGGCAACGUAUGGUCGCACCACCUGAUACCCAACGUCCAGCAAACAAACGGAGAAAACGCAAAGGAUCGAGCUCAGGAGCUGGGGCGGGCAAUGCCGGUCCGCCAGUGCCGAGCAAGAAACGGUCGCCCGGACCGAACUUCUCGCUGGCGUCUCAGGUAGAUGUGAUGGUGGUUGGUGAACCCUCUCUGAUGGGUGGAGAAUUUGGAGACGAGGACGAGCGAUUGAUCACUAGGUUAGAAAACACGCAGUAUGAUGCGGCAAAUUCGCUUGAACAUGAUAGCCACAAUGCGUUCGGUGGUCACAAUGACUCGCCUAUGACGGGUGGAGGACCUGGAGGUCCCAACUCGUGGCAAGUGGAUCGAGGUGGUGGUCCAGGGCAGCCAAACAACAGCGGACCCGCCAGUCAGGAAUCAGACAAGAAAAGUCCGUCGGUGUCCCAGUGACAGUUGUAAUACUAUAGGGUGAAGGAGGAAAAUCAGUAGAGCCAAUGCGCCAAAACACACACACACAAAAUGUCCGCUGGAGGAUGCGCCCUAGCCUUUAUGAUAAAAUAAUAUCAGUAGCGGACAUUUGCGAGGGAAAUUACCACAAACCCCCCUCCAAUAUAGAUGUAUAUGAUUCAAGAACGAGACGCAAUCAACAACCAUAUUACCCAAAAUGGCAGAAUGGGCGGUGCCCAGUGGAAUCAGCUCAGUGCGGUCCGGCAUCCGGAUCUCUAGCAAUACAACCGUGACCGUCACAAUUCGGUUACGACCGAAAACAAACUCUUUCUGCGGCUAAUAAGAUUUCCUAGUGUUUAAAGGAGGAGCAAGUAAUAGAAGAGCGUUAAAGUACUUAGUUCUGCAAUUUGGCACUAAAAUAGUGAUUUUUGGGGGUGAGAUCCAGAUUAAUAAUGGAUAUUGGGAAAAAAUUAAACAAGAAUAAAUAAAACAGAAAAAACGGAAUUAAUUUGAAAAGCACUACCCUAGGAAUCAUUGCACGAAAAAGCCGUAAUGAUAUGGACAAUUUCGGAGCGGAUAUUUUGCAAUAUAGAUACCGUGUUUUUCAAUGCUACAA